Molecule: messenger RNA, 7257 nt
Organism: Acanthochromis polyacanthus (spiny chromis)
Lineage: Eukaryota; Metazoa; Chordata; Actinopteri; Pomacentridae
Product: cyclin-dependent kinase 17-like
Exons: 15
Coding region: 1300-2838 (512 amino acids)
Biological process (GO): protein phosphorylation; exocytosis; neuron projection development
Cellular component (GO): synaptic vesicle; nucleus; cytoplasm
Molecular function (GO): ATP binding; protein kinase activity
Source: RefSeq, a predicted model, not a curated record
AGAAGCCUCUGGGUUUUCAUUUUUUUGCGCUGCAGAGUGAUAAGGACAAGGAGGCAGAGAGUGGUGAGGAGGGAAGGAGCACGAGAAAGAGAAGGCGAUGAGGAUGUAGCAAAGGAGAUGAAGUGUAAGACAGAGGCUGAUCAGGCAGAAAAUGUUGUCAUCGUCUCAUGAAUAGAAAGACAGGAUGAUCGCACUGAUAUUCAACACCAUCUCUGGACCCAGACAGAGAUGGGAGGAACGAGGCAGGGAGAGAUAGAGGCAGAAGGAGGAGGGGAGAGAGAGACUGCUAUCACAGGAGAGGGAGGGGAGUAAUAGCAAGGUGAAGGGAGGGAGCGGGAGAGAGCAGGAGGACUAACGACACUGAAAGCUCUGGUAGGGGCGCCAGAGGCAAGGAGAGAGUAAUCGAGAGAGGGGAGUGGAAAAGAGGAGAGCAGCACAACAGCCUGAAUAGAGUGGUGUGCUGAAUAACUGUGCAAGAACAAGAAGGACAAAGGGAAGACAUCAGACAGGGAAGGAGAAAAACAUCAAGAAGAAGACUAAACUGGAAUGCGAAUGAGAUGCUAACUGAAGGUAAAGGGAAGAUCUGGAAGACAAUGGGGUCCAAUAGUUGAACCCCAGAGACCUGAAAGUGUUUUCCUCCCUGGGAACUGUAAGUUAAGCAUAUUGCGAGUAUUUGCACAUGUUUGUGUGCUUGUGUUCUGAUGAUGCAGAUGAAGACGGAACACCUGUUAUUCAGAGUGACAGGUUGUAACAGUUCUUUUUAGCUCACUCACACGCACUGGACUGUCUCUGCAGCAAUUUUCCUACCUGCACGCCGUUUGACCUUCCUUAGUCAGCAAGCAGAGUGUGACUGCAGAGAGGAAAAGAGUGAGAAAGAAGGAGAGGUGGAGAGAGGGACCGUCUACAGAAAAAAACACACAGGAAGAGAGAGAGAGUGUUAAAGUGGAGUAGCAGCUGAGGGAGUUGUUGCAUUGUGAUUAGUGUGCCUGUGCAGUCUGCGCUAUCCUCGCAAUGUAAGACCUGUUUUCUGCUGCAAGGGGCUCUUCUGGCGGUACGGCGAGAGCUUGAGGAUUUGAUUUUUUUUUUCCCAGAAGACUUGAAUCCUUCAUCAGCUACAGCUCCUUCAACUAGCCUGGGUGCCACCCAGACGGGUUGAUUAGACACCAAGACUAAACUCAAGUGGCCUCAACUUUUUGAAAAGGCCUGGACUUUUUUUUUUUUUUUUUAUCUCUUUGUCAAAUGUAUUUUUGAAUUUUUAGAUGCACUUUCAAAUGUCAGCUCUUUGAAUCCUGUGGAACAAUGGAUAUGUCAGACAACCCCCAAGGGUGCCCAGCUCGUGCUCCCAGGGUGGGAGACUCUAGGAUGGGGGAGGCUAGAAUGGGAGAAGGGAUAAGAAUGGGGGAGAGAGACGCGCCGCUGAGGCUGUCACCUUUCCGUAUGCUUCGAGUGCUGGACUCAUGCCGUCCUCCAGGGAACCGUAUUGGCAUCGUCCAUGAAAAUGUGAAGAUGGGUUCAGAUGGGGAGAGCGACCAGGCAUCUGGGACGUCCUCUGAUGAGGUCCAGAGUCCAGUUAGGGUCCGCAUGAGGAACAACCACCAUCGGCGCAUCUCUAAUGAGGACAUAAACAAACGUCUGUCUCUCCCAGCUGAUAUCAGGCUACCGGAGGGCUACUUGGAGAAGUUUGCCAUGAACAGCCCGCCCUUUGACAAACCCAUGAGCCGUAGGCUUCGACGUGCAUCAUUGUCUGAAAUCGGCUUUGGAAAACUUGAGACCUACAUCAAACUGGACAAAUUAGGGGAGGGGACCUAUGCUACAGUGUUUAAGGGACGGAGCAAGUUAACAGACAACUUGGUAGCUCUGAAAGAGAUCCGACUGGAGCACGAGGAGGGCGCGCCCUGCACAGCUAUCCGAGAAGUGUCUCUGCUGAAAGACUUGAAGCACGCCAAUAUUGUCACUCUCCAUGACAUUAUCCACACUGACAAGUGCCUGACACUCGUGUUUGAGUACCUGGAAAAAGAUCUGAAGCAAUACAUGGAUGACUGUGGGAGCAUCAUGAGUGUUCACAAUGUCAAGAUCUUCUUGUUCCAGCUUUUAAGAGGUCUUGCGUACUGCCACAGAAGAAAGGUCCUACACAGAGACCUUAAACCCCAGAAUUUGCUCAUCAAUGAGAAAGGAGAGCUCAAACUGGCAGACUUUGGUUUGGCACGAGCUAAGUCUGUCCCUACGAAGACCUACUCAAAUGAAGUGGUAACAUUAUGGUACCGGCCUCCGGAUGUUCUGCUGGGCUCCACUGAGUACUCUACACCCAUUGACAUGUGGGGUGUGGGUUGCAUCUUUUACGAAAUGAUCACAGGCAGACCUCUCUUCCCUGGAUCAACUGUGGAGGAUGAGCUUCACCUCAUAUUCCGCAUCCUUGGUACUCCUACAGAAGAGACUUGGCCCGGUAUCACCACCAGUGAAGAAUUUAAGACGUACAAUUUCCCCCACUACCACGCAGAGCCCCUCGUCAACCACGCACCCAGGAUAGACAACGAUGGUCACGACUUGCUCUCAAUGCUCUUACAGUUUGAGGCCAAGAAGCGCGUAUCAGCUGAAGACGCCUUCCGACACGCGUAUUUCAGAAGUCUUGGGGAGCAGGUUCAAACACUGGCUGACACCGCAUCAAUCUUCUCUGUAAAAGGCAUUCAGCUUCAGAAAGAUCCAGGGAAGAGAUCCUCUGUCUACCCAGAGUCAACGGUGGCCCAUAGGCUAGGCUCUGCACCCUCGCAGUACUUCCAGAGAGAGGCAGCCAAUCCCAGGGUUCAGAGUCACAAUCUCUCCUCCACUUCCACUGGCUGAGUGGCCUCUACCGUUCUGGUAAAUACUGUCUCUUUCACUCUGUCUGCCUUCUGUUCGGGUAACCUUCUCUUUUUAUGUUUGGCUGCCACCUGACCUUUUUUUCUUCUCUGUCGCCACCUUGUCUUUGUUGCAAACAUAUUUUAUGUAUGACUCUCACACAUGCUGACCUGCACUAAAUGCCAGUGCGUUUCUCUUCACUCCUUGUAUUCCCAGAAAGAAAACAACAUAUCAUUCAUUACCUGUUUCGGCCUCUUGUUAUUUUUCAUCCCCAUUCUUUCUCCCACUAGCCUCCCUCACAUUUCGAGCCCCGUGCCCACGAGCAUCAUCUCAGCUUUCACCUACCUAAUCCUGUUUUUCUCAGAGCAAGCCACUCCCAGUGCUCAUUUCAGGAAUCAAAGAAGGCAAUGCUAUAUUCAUAAAAGCAAACAAUGUGAUGAGAGAACCGGGAGUCAUUUGAUUAUUUUCAUUUGCAGUCCUAUUUAGGUUUCUGCAGCGAGAGAUGUAGCCUUUUGUUGAGUCUGUAAGUGGGAGUUUUGUGUUGUGUGGACUUGAUUGAUUUUGUGUUAUAAAUGCUUUUUUUGCAUUAGCAUGGAGUGUUUGUUUUACAGCUGUGUGUUACAGUUUUUGGUAAGUAUGAUUUAGCUUCAGCAACAUGGGAUUACACACAGUAUUACAAAUUACUGUGAGCAGUAAUUAUUUUAUCAGUCAAAAUGAUGCCUGCACACUAUAUGGCCAAAAGUAUCCAUCCAUGAAUUUUUGUUUAUUUUUUUGUCUACAUGACAUUACUCUGGUUUUAAGAAGUAGUAAAUUGUUUGUUUUUUAGUUAUUUAUUCAGUAAAAUGUUCCACUUUGUGUGUUUCACAACAAUGAAUACAAAUCUGGUGGAAUUGAUUGAAUAAUAAUAAUAAUGGCUAUUUCCCUGUAUGCAUGAAUGAAAUUUCAACAAAAAAAUAAAUUUAACCAGCCAGUCCUUUAUGCCCAACAUCAGUAUCUGCUGUCACUGAAGCUCUUGAGACUGAAUGGAAGGUAAUCCUAGCAACCAGGUUCCAAAAUCUGGUGAAAAGCCUCUUUUUAGGAGAGUGGAAGGAGAUUAAUGGACGUGGUUUUGGAAUGACUCAUUUAAUACACCAAGCUACACCUCGCUAAAAAAAAGACAAACAAAAGACAUGUCGUCAGAUACAUUAGUCCAGCAAUUAAUUGUACCUUUAUGAAGCUUAUAAUGUUUAGUUCUAAACUGUUUUAUGAUCAACUUGAUGCUUGUAGUUCAUGUUCCGGAUCCUGUCUGGGCCAUAAUUAGAUAACAUUAACUGUUUGUAAUUCUAUGCAAAAAUGGAUCAGUGCAUCUUUAAAACAGUUUUAACAAAAUAUUAUGGCAUUCAUGGACAUUCUCUUCAAAGGAGUUGUUUUGUUUUAAACUGGAUGCACCAAAAAGACUAAUGUUUGUGUGUCAAGAGCUGCAACAAUGACUUCUUUAUUCCAUAAACACAAAAUGAAGCGAUCCCUAUUUUAAUAUUUUUUUUUCAAGAAAAAUGCAGGACAUUUGAUGGCUGUAGAUUCUCAAAAUAUGAAAUUGCUGUAUUUUCUUUACUUGCAGUUCAUCCAUUUAAUGAUUUAGGGUUCUUGAACAUGUGAAUAAUCACAUCCAGGCAUUUUUUUCUCUAAUGUUUCCUUAACCAAAUGAUAAAUUGGUUGUUUGAUGAAUUUAAACGCUGGUUAAUUAAUCAGUAGUGAAAGUUAUCAUUGUUGCAGCCUGAUGUGUGACCAGUGUUUUUGGCUCUGUGGUGUAGAUUUUGAGCUGUUGGCAUGGUGUGAAAUUUGCAGAUAUGUGGUGAUGUUUGCGUGUCCGAAUCAAAUCCAAACUAUUUUUUUUCCUCAUGUCUCUCUCUCCUUCCUCUGUCUGUCUCUCUCUGUGUCUCUCUCAGCCCAGGGGAAGAGCAGGAGGCAGAGUGUGUUGUUUUAGUGCUGGCGGGGGCGAUGAGAUGAGGAGGACAGUGACACGUGGAGCUGUCUUGUCAGACGUACAUUCACUGACCCUGCCACACACACACACUGAAGGAGUGACACACCCUGCCACAUAAAUACACACACAUACUGAAGAAAAAACACACACACACAAAUAGCAAAACGACAACUACACCACACACAACUAAGGCUGAAGAAUUCCUAUUUAAAAAUAACGACUCAGCUCAACCCUAAAGACUAAAAAGAAGUUUAAAAAAAAUGUGCGUGAUGCUGGAAGAAAAGUGGGAGAGUCUGCGAUUCUCCUUGCUGCUACUACCGCCGCUGCCCAGUGGAGGGCAGCGUUUAGGAUGUGAGCUGACUCGGAUUUCAAACAGAACUUGCUGUAUCAGUGGGCUGUGAGGAGGAAGUGGACACAAAUCUAAGGCAAAGAAAGAGACGUGGAACCCUGUCGCUCUCUUUUGUGUUUUUUUUCCCCCCCUUUUUGUUGAUGUACAUAAAGAGACUGAUGAGCUGUAGAACUCUGCUUUUUCAUGACACACCUAAGCCUGAAUCCAAACUCUAAAAAUUGCACCUCAACUCUAAACCCUUGCCUAUCCUCUUGACCCUUUACUACAUGAUCUCUACGAAACAAAACAACAGACACAAAAUCUCUCUUUCUCUCUUGCUCUUUCAUUCUGUCUACCUUUCUCUCUUAAACACACACAGACAGACUGAUGGUUCACUUGAAAGUUACGAGUGUGUGUAACAUUGGAGUUUACAAAGAUAAACUUUUGCACCUUAUUGUCCAGUAGAGGUCAGGGUGGCUGUCAUUACCUCAUCUGUCACUCGAGCAAAGUAGGAUGUCAAGUACACGAUAGAGAUAUCAGAGUGGCGAAGAAUCAAAAUGACAGACCAAAAGAAAAAAAGCAACAUCUCACUAACCAUGGAAAAUGGACAGACGUGUUGCGCACUUCACCGCUCUGGAAUUGAAAACACUCUGCAAUCCACAUACCAGUAGUAGACAUUAAUUACAUUUGUCACAUCCUCAUAUGCUGUAAAGAACACUACACUGCAAGCGGCUCCUGUUUCAGUACACAAGAAGGACAACAUUGAAGGAGAGAGAGGUAAAGGAAGUGUACAAAUCCUCACCUGCUUAUUCUUAGACACCCCCUUCCUCUUUUGCCUUGACUCAGAAGUUGUCUUGAUCCGUUGUCUGAUGUGCAGGUGUUGAUGUUGAACUGUUCUCUUUGCACCUGAUUUUACCUCUUUAGACAAUUAGUAGAUCAUUCAGCAGCCCCACGCUCUCCUCCCCUGAGUCCGUGUGCAUUUAUUUUUUACUCUUUUUUUUUUUCUAAAUCUGUAUAUAUGAUCAUAUAUUUUACUUGUCAGAAGCAAUGAUAAUUCCAGGAUGCUGUUCUCAGUCUUUACAGUAGGUGACUGGCUGGGGACGUGUUGCACAUUCCUUGAGCUCAGGACUUAUUGCUAGUGUCGUUAUGUGGAUGCCGCGAGGUACAGAUGUGUGUCUCCCCUGUGGAGCAUGUGGCCUGAAACCUUUUGCUGGUUUAAACUGUACGCGAAGGCGAAGAAAGAUUUCUCUGCAUCAACCUGUCAGUCUGCUGUGUCGUCCAUUCUCUGUUAAUUUGACCAUAACAUCGCUCUUAAGAUACUACCUUACCCGUGUCCUUUCUCGUCAUCUCUUUCAGCAUGUUUCCGUAUUAAACACAGAUGUUUUUAAUUGGUAUGUGAAAUAGCUGCUGCUGGGAAAAGGAAUACCUCCUUUGAAGUUUGCAUGGGACAUGACCUUAUCACAUGAUUUUUAUACACCAAACGCAUCAACAUCUAGAGACUGUACCUUAAAGAACAUGACAACACACUGGUCAGCAAUGGUGUGAUGUGCUCGCAGCACUGGGACCAGAUAGUUUGUAUGACAAAUCAGACUCAUCCUCUGGGUGUGUACUACAGUAGAAACUGUUCUGUAGCCUGUCUAACCAGGCUAUGAUGCAUCUCAAAGCACUCAGACACACUGUUGUUUCAUGCUGUUGAUAAUAACAGGCUGCCAGAAACAACAAGACCAAAGUCAGUCCUCCAAGCACCAGGUGUUCAAGCACACAACUGUUUCACACACUGAUCAGCUGACAUGUCAACAUGUACUGUAUCUAUGAGACGGCCUGUGAGCGUAGUUUGGAGUUUCCUGUACCUCAGGCACUGACCUCGGCUCAUUUCUGCAUCUUUCCCCCCAAAAUGGAUUCAGGAAAGGGAGAAGUGACCCCACGUCUGUGCCUGUCAGAAGGACUACUUAUUUCCCCAGAGUGUGACAGUAUGUAGCAUGUACAUAGAUGAUCCCUCACUCUGUGUAUAUAUAAAAGUGUACAGGUUUGAUACAGCUAUUCACAUUCUGGCUUUUUUUCUUUUUGCUUUUUUCUUUGAUGAAAGUCAUAGCAAUAUUUCUGUAAUCAAUAAAAAGCCAUGGUAAUAGGA